Jatropha curcas is the source of this 1537-nucleotide messenger RNA. RefSeq names its product TRICHOME BIREFRINGENCE-LIKE 22 (gene TBL22). NCBI's taxonomy places the organism in Eukaryota, Viridiplantae, Streptophyta, Magnoliopsida, Malpighiales, Euphorbiaceae. The record is from RefSeq and is a predicted model, not a curated record. Gene Ontology annotation, cellular component: Golgi apparatus. Gene Ontology annotation, molecular function: O-acetyltransferase activity.
UAGAAUCUCCUUUUAACCAUUUUGAAAUUCUUUUAAGAUUAAAUUGAUAAUCUCUUUCAUUUAAAAGUGAACCUAAAUUCUCUCUUUCUGUGACUAGACUUAAAGAAUGAAGUACUCUUCCUCUUCUUCUCCUCCUUCUUCCUCUCUUUUCUUGUAUAACAAAAAGGACGGAUGCAUCAGCAUGGGGAAGAAUAAGAUAGUUCCUUUCUUGUUAUCUUCUUUAGGUUUAACCACCAUUUUCAGUUUGUUCCUUCUUUAUUCUCCAAGCCCUUUUAAGAUUAUUCCUAAACAUGAUGAUCACCAUAACCAAAAGCUCCAUUUGAUCAAUCUAAAAGAGGAGGAAGAGAAUUGUGACUUGUUUAAAGGUAAGUGGAUACCUGACCUUAGAGGGUCUUUGUAUACAAAUUCAAGUUGUUCAACAAUUCCAAGUUCAAAGAAUUGCUUUAGAAAUGGCAGAAAGGACAUAGAUUUCCUGAAUUGGAGAUGGAAACCAGAGAAAUGCGACGUUCCAAGGUUUGAUCCAAAGGGUUUUCUGGACAUUGUUAGAGGGAAAACAUUGGCAUUCAUUGGUGACUCAGUUGCCAGAAACCAUAUGGAAUCACUUCUUUGUCUCCUAUCACAGGAAGAAGUUCCAAUAGAUGCAUACAAGGACAAUGAAGACAGGAACAGAAUAUGGCAUUUUACUGCCCAUGACUUCACCCUGAAAAUCCUCUGGACUAAAUUUCUAGUAACCGGAGAAGAAAGAAUGAUCAACGGAACUUCCUCCGGCGUUUUCGACUUGUACUUAGACAAGAUCGACAAUAAUUGGGCAAAGGACAUACGCGCUCUAGAUUAUAUUAUAAUUUCUAACGGACAUUGGUUUUUCAGGCCAUUAUACUUACAUGAAGGUUCAGAUAUAAUAGCAUGUGUAUAUUGCAACGAACCAAACAUUACAGAUAAAGGAGUCAAUUUUGCUAUUAGUAUGGCAUUUAGAACUGCAUUAAGUCACAUUAACAACUGCAAAAGAUGUAAAAGGAGCAUGGUGACCUUAUUAAGGACAUUUUCACCAUCCCAUUUUGAGAAUGGGUUUUGGAACACCGGAGGUGGCUGCAAUAGAACAACUCCUUUCAGCGAAAGGGAGAUCGAUUAUGGAACUCGUGAAUGGGAGAUAAGAAACAUGCAAGUAGAGGAGAUCAAAAGGGUGAACAAAGGAAGAAGACGAGCGAACAGGUUUAGUGUUAUGGACGUAACCGGAGCUAUGCUUAUGAGACCUGAUGGGCAUCCAGGAGCUUUCUGGGGUAAUAAAUGGAUGAAAGGGUAUAACGAUUGUGUUCAUUGGUGCUUGCCUGGUCCUAUUGAUUUGUGGAAUGAUUUGUUGCUUGCUGUCCUUAGGAGGCUAAGUUGAUAUUAUCAAGAGGGAGAGCGAUUAGGUAGAAAGAGUAUACAGGUUUUUUAUAUACUAGUAAUAAAUGUCCAAUUUUUUUCUUUGGACAUAAUUCUUAGCUGGAAAGUACAAGAAUUACAAUGGAUACAGAAAUAAAUAUCAUGUUAAGAUUCA